Messenger RNA from Sorghum bicolor (sorghum), 1411 nucleotides. RefSeq names its product mitochondrial pyruvate carrier 1. The record is from RefSeq and is a predicted model, not a curated record. The transcript has 8 exons. Gene Ontology annotation, cellular component: mitochondrial inner membrane. Bases 151 to 1053 code for a protein of 300 amino acids. Gene Ontology annotation, biological process: pyruvate import into mitochondria. Lineage: Eukaryota; Viridiplantae; Streptophyta; Magnoliopsida; Poales; Poaceae.
GUCCAAUUCCCAUCACUCCAACCACUCCGCGGAAUCGUGCCUAGCCAGUCUUCUUCCUCCACGGUCCACGGACUCCGGCCGCGCGCGGCCUCGCUCGUCGUCGUCGUCGCCGGCCGGCUCCAGCCUCUCGUCUCAGCCUGCCGGCCAGCCAUGUCGGCGGCGUUCAAGGCGUUCCUGAACAGCCCAGUGGGCCCCAAGACGACCCACUUCUGGGGACCCGUCUCCAACUGGGGCAUCAUCCUCGCGAGUGUGGCUGAUACACAAAAGCCCCCUGAAAUGAUAUCCGGCAAUAUGACAGGAGUUUUGUGUGUGUAUUCUGCACUCUUUGUCAGGUUCGCAUGGAUGGUACGACCUCAGAACUAUUUCCUUAUGGCAACCCACAGCUGCAACGAGGUUGUUCAGCUCUACCAGUUGUCUCGCUGGGCUAGGGCUCAAAAGAUAUACAGUAGAAGAGAAGAAUUAUGGAACAAUUUGGGGCAGAAAAAAUCUUCAAAUUUAUUGGAUGCCAUGCGACGAUACCGCCGGGUGCACUUGAACUAUUUAAUUUUUAUUAAUCCCCAUUCUCCAACUGCAACUGGACAAGUACUGGUCCUCUUCCCUUCCCCUUCUUCAUCAAUUCCUCUGUUUCCCCCGUUCUCCACCUACCUCCUCGCCCUCGUCGACUUGUCUCUUCCGCCGCCGCCGUCGACGAGAGCUGCGCUAGGUGAUUUCCGCUGCUUCCCUUCUCCCAUGGCGACGGCGCUCAAAUCGUUCCUGAACAGCCCCGUCGGCCCCAAGACCACCCACUUCUGGGGCCCUGUCGCCAACUGGGGCUUCGUCAUCGCGGGUUUGGUUGACAUGAACAAGCCUCCCGAAAUGAUAUCCGGCAAUAUGACAGCAGCCAUGUGUGUAUAUUCUGGACUCUUUAUGAGGUUUGCAUGGAUGGUACAGCCCCGAAAUUAUUUGCUUCUGGCAUGCCAUGCUUCCAACGAAAGCGUUCAGCUCUAUCAGCUAUCUCGCUGGGCUAGGGCUCAGGGGUACCUGGAGAAGAAAGAGCCAGAGGCCCAACAGUAAAGAGGGCAUGCAACACUGCAAUCACUUGUUCAAUAAAGAAACUAUGCUGUGGAAAACAUUCAUUCUGUUGUCAAAGCUUAAGGAUUUGUUCGUGAAGUGGUGUCGACAGUGCCUUUAGUGAGCAUGCAGUUUUUGUAUGUUUGCAAAAUAUGCUGAGGAAAUUUUAUGAUUCCUAGUGCUGUUACAAUCUUCUGCGUACUUUUCUGUGCAUUUGCCAAGGCACAUUUGGUUUUACAUUGCGUUAUGCAAUGAAUUUCCCCAACUAUUCAGCAUAUUGCUGCCUUCUUACUAUUUGGCACUAUUUGUUUUACCUGGCUCAUGUGCCCAAAAUGCUUAGUAAAAGAUCAGUCGUUGCGAA